AUGGAAGCAGAUAUGGUUGUCGAAGUGUUCAACCAAAGCGAGGCUAUGCAUGGAGUUCGUUAUGGAAAAUUCAUAGGCGAUGGUGACUCCAGUGUUUUCAGCAAAAUACAACAGCUCGUCAAACAUGGAAAACAAGUACGAAAAGUUGAAUGUACCAAUCAUGCAUUGAAAAAUCAUGGAAAAAGACUGAGAUCCAUAAAAUCAGAUACCCAAAUAAACCUUAAAGGUCGUAAACUGUUAACAAUCGCAAGAAUUAAACUAUUGACUAAACGGGCAAAAUGUUCAAUUUAUGAACAUGCGAAAAAAACUGUUCCCAAUGUUGACCUGUUACGGCAUGAUUUUAAAAACGGGCUGCAUCAUGUUUUAGGUGAUCACUCCAACUGCCGAGAAGGAAUAUAUAAUUUGGACAAAGCCAAAGAAAAAUUAAAACAGGCUGAAUUCACUUCUGAUGUUCAGAGUGAUUCAGAAUUGGAUAGCCAAACAAUUAAAAGGAGAAGAAUAGCACCCAGAAAAUUAUAUGAGUCAGAAAGUGAGGAGAGUGAAACCAAUGAAGAAUUUUUAGAUCUGCCAAGACCACCUCAGAUCAAAUCAAAAACUAGUCAAUUGUCCCAAAAAAGUUCUGUAGAAAAAAACAGAGUUGGAACACCUUCUGUAGAUUCAAAACGAGAUUCCAUGACAUCAACUCCAAUUGUGCAAAAGAGUGAUACGAACCAGAUAUCAGGAUAUCAACAAAUUCUGCGUACAUUGGAAUACAUAAAGGAACAAAAUAAACAGAUCCUUGCUUUGCUGAACAGUCGAGGAGGUAGUUUUUCCAAUCAAGCAUCAUAUAAUCUGGAUAAUUUGCCAGUUGAAAUCCCAUUAUCUUCCAAUGAGGACCUGAACAUCCUGGAGAACUUUUUAAAAGAAGACCAGAACUUGAGAAAUUUGAUGUCUUACUUAUCUUCUUUGGGCGGAAAAGAUCAUAUUGUGCAGACCAAUAACUGUUUACGUCGACUGUUAACCAAUGACUUUUCUUGCCAGUUCAGCUUUAUGGGAAAGAGAGGUGGAAAAAAAGCAUUUUCUGACUUAUUGUUAAAGAAGUGUGUAAUUGGUGCAGUCACAAAAAAUCUACCUCAAAUCAAAGAACGCGAUAUAGAAGAUGCCAUUAAAAACUGGCUGAAGCAUUCACCUCAGAGAUAUCACAAUGAACUUUUGAAAAAUCGUCGAAACACCAAUUAG
Molecule: messenger RNA, 1218 nt
Organism: Phaedon cochleariae (mustard beetle)
Lineage: Eukaryota; Metazoa; Arthropoda; Insecta; Coleoptera; Chrysomelidae
Source: the annotation of a GenBank genome assembly